Molecule: messenger RNA, 2638 nt
Organism: Patiria miniata (bat star)
Lineage: Eukaryota; Metazoa; Echinodermata; Asteroidea; Valvatida; Asterinidae
Product: NADH dehydrogenase [ubiquinone] iron-sulfur protein 2, mitochondrial-like
Exons: 13
Coding region: 25-1428 (467 amino acids)
Biological process (GO): mitochondrial electron transport, NADH to ubiquinone
Molecular function (GO): NADH dehydrogenase (ubiquinone) activity; quinone binding; NAD binding
Source: RefSeq, a predicted model, not a curated record
GCCUACCAGCAUCGUUUAUGCAACAUGGCGGCGCUCCUGGGUCGAGCAAUUUGCAAAAUUCCCGGCAACUCUUUGCGGGGUGUUUUGACUCAAAACGUCCUCAAUAGAUCUCCAGUUAUUGCUUGCACAAGAGGUGCAAAGCAAUGGCAGCCAGAAGUCAAGGAUGUAGAGCAGUAUGCCAAGGCUGUUAUGUAUCCAGAUGAAGUCACAUCAAAAUGGCCAGCACCCCCCUGGGAUGAUCGUGAUAAGAUGCCAGAGAAAGACGUGUCUAACCUCAUCAUCAACUUUGGUCCUCAGCAUCCAGCUGCCCACGGUGUGCUUCGUCUUGUCUUAGAACUCAGCGGCGAAACUGUGAUUCGAGCAGACCCCCACAUUGGUCUCCUACAUCGUGGAACAGAAAAGUUGAUUGAAUACAAGACGUAUCUGCAGGCACUGCCAUACUUUGAUCGGUUAGACUACGUCUCCAUGAUGUGUAAUGAACAGGGUUACUCACUGGCAGUGGAGAGACUACUGAAUAUCGACAUCCCAGAGAGAGCCAAGUGGAUUAGAGUUUUAUUUGCAGAGAUCACUCGUAUAGCUAACCACGUCAUGGCAGUCACUACUCAUGCUCUAGAUGUUGGAGCUAUGACCCCAUUUUUCUGGAUGUUUGAAGAGAGAGAAAAGACAUUUGAGUUUUAUGAGAGAGUGUCUGGAGCUAGGAUGCAUGCAGCAUACAUCAGACCAGGAGGAGUACAACAGGACAUGCCGUUAGGAUUGAUGGACGACAUCUACAAAUGGGCCAAGAACUUCUCUCUUAGGAUUGAUGAGCUGGAAGAGAUGCUGACCAAUAAUCGCAUAUGGAAGGAUCGAUUGGUUGAUAUCGGUGUAGUCACAGCUGAAGAUGCUCUCAAUUAUGGAUUCAGUGGCGUGAUGUUGCGAGGCUCGGGUAUCAAGUGGGAUUUGCGUAAGAAUCAACCGUAUGAGGUUUACGACCAGACAGAGUUUGAUGUUCCUAUCGGAACACAUGGAGACUGCUACGACAGGUAUCUAUGUCGUGUUGAAGAGAUGAGACAGAGUCUACGCAUCAUUGAGCAAUGUCUGAACAAGAUGCCGGAGGGAGAGGUGAAAGUGGAUGAUGCUAAAGUCUCACCACCAAAGAGAGCAGAGAUGAAGGAAUCUAUGGAAGCUCUGAUUCAUCAUUUCAAGCUGUACACAGAGGGCUAUCAGGUACCGCCAGGGGCUACAUACACAGCGAUUGAAGCACCUAAGGGUGAGUUUGGUGUGUAUCUGGUCUCUGAUGGAUCCAGUCGACCGUACCGUUGUAAGAUCAAAGCUCCAGGAUUUGCUCAUCUAGCGGGACUGGACAUGGUGUCUAAGGGACACAUGCUGGCUGAUGCAGUAGCUAUUAUUGGAACUUUGGAUGUUGUGUUUGGAGAGAUUGAUCGUUAGCUACAGCAUUGGAAGAAUUAUGGGGUUUUGGGGGGUCGUUUUUUUGCAACACAGUGCUAAGCAUCACCAGAGUUCAGCAUCACCAGAGACAUUACACUGCCGUCUAUGGCAAAAUUAAAGCAUUUAUAUUCUGAUGUUGCCAUUUUUUAAUCAAACUAGGAUUAUUAAAUCAACAAAACCAUUACUCACCACUCUUUUUUUUGCCUUUUCAAACUUUAACUUCUCCAAUCAAUGUCACAUUCUUGUAUGGAUUACAUGUAUGUGCAUAACUUCACCUCUCAGUAAACUAUACUGUGUGCACCCAUGCUUAGGAGUGCUCCUCUUACCUCAAAAGGCUAAACGUUUGUGCACAUUAAACAUUUUCAAUUGUUUACUAGUUGUGCACCACACUGAAUAUGGGCUUGUGAUAUACUCUAGCCUGGGGGUCAUAGGUCACAGAGCGUCAUCUAGAGAUCCAGCAUGGAGUACCUUGUGAAACAAUUGGAACAUGUUUGUUGUUCCUAAGAAGCCCAAAAGUCUGUGUAACAAAUGUAUAUGCAAUAAAAACUAUAACCUGAUUUGCAAAGAUUGUGUGGCAGAAUAAGAAUAGUGAUGCUGAAAGUGUAAAUAUUUAUUUCUUACCGGAUUUGCUUCUGACUAUGCUCCAUGACCCUUAUUUACAUAGGUCAUUGUUUAAGUUCAGUGUGCCUCUCUGUGGAAAUGAACCAGAAUCAUAAAUUUGCAGUUGGUGUCUCUGACCCCAGGAAGAACUUGUUGAUUUUCCAAAUAUUAAAGUCUUGGAUUUCUAAUAUAGAAGUGAAGUUUCAAACUAAAUCUGCUUUUAUAGCAUCUUGCAUUAAUUGAUCGUUUUACGAACUAUAAAACAGAACAUAUUACCAAAGUUAUUAAAAUAAGAAGCGAAAUGAAGAUAUGGAAAAAUUGGGAAUGUUAUUGACCCACGCUAUUUCCAGGCAUGCAACUAGGAAUUAAAAAAAAGACGAAAUUCCAAACCACACAAGACUUUGUAAAGUGUUUUUCAAUUUGUCAUGGCAUUCAUGAGAAAUAUACAAUUUUCAUCGCCAAUUAUCAAUCUGACUCGUUUUCGUGGAGAGGCUCUUCAUUUGUCAUUGGAGAAAUUAGAAAACUGGCAAAAGUUUGACGUACAGAAUACUUAACAUUUGUAAAGACAUAUUAACUAGAAAAAUAAAUAUGAUAUUGAAUUGUUUGAAAA